CUGGCGUCGUCUAUAAAAGCAAUCAGCGGGUGGGGAGGCCAGUCAUUCUCUGGAAUCUCUCUACACCGCCAUGGCGCGCGCAGUACUUUGGUGCGUCGCCAUCGUGGUCCUCGCCGGCUGCUGCCACUUCCUCCAGGAAGCGCGGGCCGCUUCCGUGGGGGUGGCCAGCAGCGGCUCCGGCCUCUGCCCCUGUGACGGCGAUGCCACGGAGCACGAGGCCGGCAUGAGCCCGUCCUGCAACAAGAAGGUCCUGCGCCUGCUCGAGAACACGGGCAAGGCCCUGACGCAGGUCAGCGACGCGCUGCGCACCGGGCCCAACAAGAACAACAACCAGAACGUGGCCACCGCCACCAUCAACCUCGGCGGGCUGCCCGGCUACGGGCACGCCCCCAUGCACAGCCCGGUGCACGCCCCCAUGGCCGUCCAGCACCCCUACUACUACGUGCUGCCCAACGGCCAGCCUGGCUACCAGCAGAACAACAACCUUCAGGGUUCUUUCGGCCAGUCCUACGGCAACAGCUACAGCACUGGCUACAGCAACAACCAGGCUGGCGGCAGCAGCAGCAGCAGCGGGUGCAGCAGCUCCAGCAGCAGCGAGGACAAGUCCAGCACGCAGUACUACGUGCAGCUGCCCAACGGCAACGUGCAGGCCCUCAAUGACUUCAUCAAGGACGCCAAGCAGUCCUCCUCCUCCAAGUCCUCGUCGUCGUCCUCGUCCUCCGCCUCCUCGUCGAGCUCGUCCUCCGGCUCCCGCACCUCGGACGACUUCAAGGUCGUGAUGCCCGACAAGAAGGAGAUCUCCUACAAGGACUACCUGGCCGUGGUCAAGACCAUCGACGAGAACCACUCCGUGCAGGUGCUGCUCCCCAGCGGCGAGGUCGUCGAGGUCACUUCGUCCGAGGACAUCGAGGAGAUCACCAAGGACACGCCCAGCGCCAUCAUCCUGCUGAAGAACGGCGCCGGCAUCCACGCCAACAGCUACACCAACAUCGUCAGCAACUACCGCAACAACCAGCUGCAGAUCGUGCUGCCCACCGGCGAGAUCAAGCCCCUCAUCACCUCCUCCAAGAAGAGCUCCUCUUCCAGCAGCUCUAGCAGCAGCAGCAGUAGCAGCUCCAGCAGCUCCAGCAGCGGCAACCGCCAAGGCCAGUACACUAACAACAACAACGGCGGCAAUGGUCAGCAGGGCCACCCCAACGGCGGCAACGGCCAGGAUCAGACCACCACCACCACCACCACCACCACCACCACCAGCAAGCCCUCCUACAACCAGCAGAGCCAGCACAGCGAGCACAGCGAGUCCGAGACCAAGAACGCCGCGUCGUCCUCGUCAUCCGCCUCCUCCGACAAGCACACCGACAACAGCGACACCAAGUCGUCCUCCGCCGCCGCGGCCGCCGCCUCCUCCUCCGAGAAGAAGACCAGCGACCACAACGACAAGGACUCCGUGAACAAGGACGGCAGCAAGGUGCACGAGGCCGAGGACAGCAGCAAGGACGAGAAGCAGGCCAACGCGGCGGCCUCGUCCUCCUCCGCCAAGAACGAGGUCACCAAGAACGGCAACACCGUCAACAAGAAGACCUCCUCCAGCUCGUCCUCGUCCUCCUCGAGCUCUCACUCCACCAAGGAGACCAAGACCGUCAAGAAGACCGUCUCCAAGAACUCCUCCUCCGGCCAGGACUCCAGCACCACCCAGCAGGGCGACUCCAGCACCACGCAGCACGGCGACUCCACUUCCACCACUCCCAGUGGCAGCGCGUCGUCGACUACCACCACGCCGAGCCCCAACCACCAGGGCGGCUCCCAGAGCGGCUCCCACAGCAGCUCGCACAGCAGCUCCUCGUCCAACAGCUACACCACCUACAUCCUGAAUGACGGCACCGUGGUGAGGAGCUACGACAGCUCCAGGCCCGCCAACGCCCGCUACGGCAUCAGCAGCAGCGGCCAGGUCGUGGACCUCGACAAGCAGACAACCACCAAGUCGGGCACGUCGACCACCCCCAGCAACCAGGGCGGCUCCGGAACUUCAACCACCCCGAGCAACCAGGGUGGCUACGGAACUUCAACCACCCCUAGCCAGAACGACCAGGGCGGCCACGGAACUUCAACCACCCCUAGCCAGAACAAUCAGGGCGGCCAAGGAACUUCAACCACCCCCAGCUCCGGUGACAACCAGUCUGGCAACAACAACAACUACAACAACAGCAAGUCGAUCAGCUACUACAUCACCGUGGACGGCUCCAUCGUGAAGAACACCGGCGGCAGGCCCAGCAACGCCAAGUUCGCCAUCACCGACAAGGGUCAGGUCGUCUACGUGUUCAGCGGCUCGAACGACUCCACCACGGCGUCCGAUUCUUCCACCACCCCCAACCCCAACGGCCAGGACGGUUCUGGAACUUCAACAACCCCCAGCUCCGGUGGCAACCACUCUGGCAACAACAACAACUACAACAACAGCAAGUCGAUCAGCUACUACAUCACCGUGGACGGCACGAUCGUGAAGAACACCGGCACCAAGCCCAGCAACGUCCAGUACGCCAUCACCAAGGACGGCCAGGUCGUCUACGUGUUCGACGGCUCCAACGGCUCCACCACGCCGUCCGGUUCAUCCACCACCCCCAACCCCAACGGCUCUGGAACUUCAACCACCCCCAGCUCCGGUGACCACAACAGCAAGAACAGCAACUCGAUCAGCUACUACAUCACCGUGGACGGCACGAUCGUGAAGAACAGCGGCAGCAAGCCCAGCAACGUCAAGUACGCCAUCACCAAGGACGGCCAGGUCGUCUACGUGUUCGACGGCUCCAAUGACACCACCACGGCGUACGGUUCAUCCACCACCUCCAACCCCAACGGCAACCAGGGCGGCUCCUCGACCGACACCGACCAGCAGCGCUUCAAGGCCUACAUCCUCGCCGACGGCACCGUGGUCAAGAACACCGGCGGGCCCGUCCCCGCCAACGCCAAGUACGGCGUGACCGCCACCGGAGACGUCGAGGUGCUCGACGGCUCCGGCAGCACGACGCCCAGCCACGGCGACUCGUCCACCACCACGCCGCGCCCCUGGUCCGGCUCCACCCACCCGGCCUUCUCCUCGUGGUUCAAGUCCUUCAUCCUGGAGGACGGCACCAUCGUGCCCAACGACGGCAAGACCAGGCCCGACAACGUGGAGUUCGGCAUCACGCACUCCGGGGACAUCAUCAAGUUCGCCGGCGCGUCCUCCACCACCCCGUCCGGCUCCAACACCACCCCCACCCCCGGCACCCACGGCAAGGGCAGCGGCAAGGGCAGCAGCUUCUCGCAGACCUUCACCGAGUUCAUCCUGAACGACGGCUCUGUGGUGCCCAACGACGGCAGCGUCGACGUGCCCUACAACACCAUCACGUACGGCAUCACCAAGACCGGCUCCGUGGUCACCUUCAGCUCCAGCUCCAACAAGCCCCGCACUCCCGGCUCCAGCUCCUCAUCCAGCUCCAGCUCUUCAUCAAGCUCCAGCUCCAGCUACAACCACAACUCUCCCCAGGGCGGUGACUCGAACUCGCCGUUCAAGGGUGCGGGCGCCAAGCCCGACGACGUCGUGUACGGCAUCACCAAGGACGGCAAGGUGGUGAAGCUGUCCGACGAGCCCAGCUCCGACUCGCCCUCCAAGCGUCCCGAUGGAAGCAGCCCUAACCAGCACACUCCCAACCAGCAGACUCCUUACCAGCAGGCCAGCGGACAGGAGGACUCCGAGUUCUCGUACUUCAUCACCACCCGCGGGGACGUCGUCAAGGUGCUGCCCAAGGGCGGCCAGCCCUCCAACCAGCCCUCCGGCCAGCCCCACUCCACUUCAUCCUCGUCGUCGUCGUCCUCGUCCAGCACCAACUACGAGUACGUCUUCAACCAGAACGGCCAGGUGGUGAGCGUGCCGACCAACAACAACAACAACAACGUGGCCUACAAGCAGGUGACCGACCAGUACGGCAACACCCACCUGGUGCCGGUGUCGCAAUCGCAGCCCACGCAGUCCCCGUCAACGUCAACCACCUCGACGUCCACCUCAUCGUCCACAAAGACCGUCCACGGCGCGUCGCUCAAGCCCGUCACCCUGACUGACUCCACUGGCAAGACCAUCCAGGCGUACGUGGUGGAGGACAAGGGCCAGGGCACCUACAACGCGCCCGCCGGCUCCAGCAGCACCAACAGCUUCCAGUUCGCCAGCCAGUCGUCGUCCAGCUCGUACAGCGUGGUGACCGACAACAAAGGCAACUUGUUCCUGGUGCCCAAGUCCAACGGCCAGCCCAACGGCCACCCCAACGGCCACCCCGGCAGCCAGCAGGGCCAGCAUGGCCAGCAGGCUGACUUCGUCGUCAUCUCCGGCGCCGACGGCAAGACCUACGUCGUCGAGAAGGGUUGCGCCACCGGAAGCCUGUCCGUCGUCAGCCAGCCUCAGCCCACCUCCUCCUCCUCGUCAUCGUCGUGUUCCUCCGGCAGCGGCCAGCAGUACACCAAGAUCACCUGGGAGAACAUCGUGUCCCCCGACGGCAGCGUGCUCUCCGUGCCCGUCAAGACCGUGUACAACUCGGACGGCUCCUUCACGGCGCAGGUCUCGUACAACCCCUCGAGCCAGAGCCGCAAGGUGCUGUGCAACAAGCACUCCGGCAGCUCGUCCUUCUCCACCACCAGCUUCGCCAAGCCCACCGCGUCCUGCCCCUGCGAGACCAUCGUCCUGUAGAGGUCGCGAAAGAGCGCGGACGUUUCGACCAUGUACCUUUUUCGAUUUUGACGAGAGUUGUAGAGAUUCCUGCACGAAUGACAAAUGAAAGUAAGGACCAAUAAACUUACUUUGUGAUUGAGA
Molecule: messenger RNA, 4837 nt
Organism: Thrips palmi
Lineage: Eukaryota; Metazoa; Arthropoda; Insecta; Thysanoptera; Thripidae
Product: putative GPI-anchored protein pfl2
Exons: 3
Coding region: 71-4714 (1547 amino acids)
Source: RefSeq, a predicted model, not a curated record